Monoraphidium neglectum is the source of this 846-nucleotide messenger RNA. RefSeq lists its product as hypothetical. Lineage: Eukaryota; Viridiplantae; Chlorophyta; Chlorophyceae; Sphaeropleales; Selenastraceae. The record is from RefSeq and is a predicted model, not a curated record. The coding region runs from base 1 to 846 and encodes 281 amino acids. The transcript is spliced from 2 exons.
AUGGCGGAGGCCGCGCAGGCCGCAGAGCCCAAAGGGCAGGCGCGGGUGCACUCCGCGCCAAAGCGGGCGCGGAUGACACUCGGGCAGAUCCUGGCGCGUCACCGCCAGCACCAGCAGCAGCAGCAGCCUGACCGGCAGAAGGCGCUCUGCAGCGAGCACAUGAUUGCGACUGCCGCGAGCCGGCAGCUGCGUGGUCGAAAGCAGCGACGGCAGCCGACGGGCACCUCGCAAGAGGGCCCGUGUACGCCGACGAUGUCUAAGCUGCUGCCGCAGGCACAAAGCCAGCUGGUCGAGCCGCUGUGCUGGUACGCGGCAGCUUCGACAGCAACGACGAUGCAGGCAAGCGUGUACAUGCAGCAGCAGGAGCAGCAGCAGCAGCAGCAGCAGCAGCAGCAGCAGCAGCAGCAGCAGCAGCAGCUGCUGCUCGACUACGUGCUGCCGCGCCCGUGGUGGGCGUCUGCCGCGGACCUCCACGCCGGACUGCGCUUGCCUGCCGCGGCGCCACACCAGCGGGGGGCGAGCAGCCGGCAGCUCGCCUCUAGCUCGGACAGCAGCACCGACGACUUCAUGCCCGCCAUGCCCGCCGCCACGGCCGUCGUUGCCGCGGCCCAGGCGCCGCCGCUGCUGCCUGUGCUGCCGGCCGCCGCCUGGCCGAACGAGGCGUUUUGGGCGCCAGCGAGCAGCGAUGCCUCUGCGUUCAGCGCCGUGGAGGCUGCGGCGCUUGGCACACCGUCGGCUGGCACAGACCUGCCCAUUCUACAUGAAAUCGGCGGCAUCGACGACGUGUUUGACUGCUUCGGACUCGACGACAGCUGGCUGGAUGCGCUUUGCAGCGACAUGAUCUGA